Cheilinus undulatus (humphead wrasse) is the source of this 1920-nucleotide messenger RNA. RefSeq names its product amidohydrolase domain containing 1 (gene amdhd1). Gene Ontology annotation, cellular component: cytoplasm. The coding region runs from base 48 to 1346 and encodes 432 amino acids. Gene Ontology annotation, molecular function: imidazolonepropionase activity. The transcript has 9 exons. NCBI's taxonomy places the organism in Eukaryota, Metazoa, Chordata, Actinopteri, Labriformes, Labridae. The record is from RefSeq and is a predicted model, not a curated record.
AAAACUCAGUCACUGUGAAGAGUGUCUCUGCUUUGGAUGAAUUAAAAAUGUCGAGUAAUUACAGACUGCUGGUGAAAAACGCCAAACAGGUGGUUCUGAUCUGCAACAAUGGAGAGAAAUAUCUGACCAAACAUGGGAUGCAGAAUCUGAGCGUGAUUGAAAAUGGGAGUGUGGUGAUAGGAAGCGAUGGUCUGAUUAAAGCUGUUGGUCCUGCAGAAGUCAUCAGAUCUCAGUAUUCAGAGGCAUCCUUUGAUAAAGUGAUUGAUGCUACCGGAAUGUGUGUCCUACCUGGUCUGGUUGACGCUCACACACAUCCAGUCUGGGCAGGAGACAGGGUGCAUGAAUUUGCAAUGAAGCUUGCUGGUGCCACCUACAUGGACGUGCACCGUGCAGGUGGAGGGAUCCACUUCACAGUGGAGCACACUCGAACAGCGGGGUCCUUGGAGCUGCUGGCAUCUCUCAGCAGCAGGCUGGUCAGGAUGCAGAGAGCAGGGACGACCCUGGUGGAGUGUAAGAGCGGCUAUGGCCUGGAGCUGCAGACUGAGCUGAAGAUGCUGGAGGUGAUCGAGGAGGCCCGACGCUCCCUGCCCAUCAACAUCUCUUCCACGUACUGUGGAGCCCAUGCUGUGCCAAAAGGGAAGACCGUAGCAGAGGCUACAGAGGACAUCCUGCAGGUUCAGCUGCCUCGGCUGAAGGAGAAGAUGUCUGCAGGGACGCUCAGAGUUGACAACAUUGAUGUGUUUUGUGAGCAGGGAGUGUUUGACCUCAGCUCCACACGCUCCAUCCUGCAGGCUGGGAAAGACAUGGGACUGAAUAUCAACUUUCAUGGAGAUGAGUUGCAUCCAAUGAACUCUGCUCAGCUUGGUGCAGAGCUCGGAGCGCUGGCCAUCAGUCACCUGGAGGAGGUCACAGAUGAAGGGAUUGCUGCCAUGGCAACGUCAAAAACGGCUGCAGUGCUUUUGCCAACUACAGCCUACAUCCUCAGGCUGCCUCAGCCUCGGGCCAGAGACAUGCUGGAUGCUGGGGUGAUCGUUGCCCUCGGCAGUGACUUCAACCCGAACGCUUACUGCUGCUCCAUGCCAAUCGUGAUGCAUCUGGCUUGUGUCAACAUGAGGAUGUCCAUGCCUGAAGCUCUGGCUGCAGCCACCAUCAACGCAGCCUACGCCCUCGGGUGCUCCAACACUCACGGCUCCCUGGAGGUCAACAAACACGGGGAUCUGCUGAUCCUCAACACCACACGGUGGGAGCAUCUGAUCUACCAGCUGGGAGGACAUCAAGAGCUGAUUCGCUACGUCGUCAUUAAAGGCAGCAUUGUGUGUGAUAAUGACAAAACUCUGGGUUUAUAACUACAAAUGCACCCUCUGCUGAAUGACUCUGAUAACGGAAGGUAAUAUAUUAAACUAAGCCAGCUGUAGUCUGUUUUCUGCUGUAAUUGUUAGGCCAGUUUAUCGUUAGGACUAGGGUCCCAAAGAUACCAGGUUUCUAAACUUUAUAGAUAAUUUUUGUAUGUUCAAGAAUUUUCCCAGAAAUUUUUGGUAACAUUUUUGAGUUUUUUAGGGAACUUGUUUGGAUAUUUUAGGAAUAUGCUAGGAAACAUUUAGGAAAAUUCCAGAGAAUUUAAUAACAAAUUUUCCAAACCUCUUUUCAAAUUUACUUAAACUCUAGUGGACAUUCAAAAGCAUCCUUCUUGUUGCAGAAUCACCUACGAUCUACGCACUACUGGCAGAUCUUUCUGUGUGUUCUCAGAGUACUGCCAUGUUAACGAUUAACUUCACGCCUCCUCCUUAACUCUGAUUCUGUAAUGAAGAAAUUCUUUCUUAAUGAGAUUAAUGUAAUCAGUUAUUCAGUGGUAUUCAGCAGCAGAAAAGGUCAAAUAUUUCAUGCUUUAAGUGAUCAAAUGCUUCAUUGACUGACUUGAUU